Dioscorea cayenensis subsp. rotundata (Guinea yam) is the source of this 2299-nucleotide messenger RNA. RefSeq names its product magnesium transporter MRS2-5. The record is from RefSeq and is a predicted model, not a curated record. Gene Ontology annotation, molecular function: magnesium ion transmembrane transporter activity. NCBI's taxonomy places the organism in Eukaryota, Viridiplantae, Streptophyta, Magnoliopsida, Dioscoreales, Dioscoreaceae. The transcript has 6 exons. The coding region runs from base 970 to 2226 and encodes 418 amino acids. Gene Ontology annotation, biological process: magnesium ion transport.
AAAGGGUGUCUUCAUGUGAUGAUGCCCAUUGCCCACCCACCACAAGCCAUGCCAAAAGAUCAAUUAAGACACAUGUUUUUUUACACUUAUAUCCUUGAAAGUAUUUUAUUUACUUGUGUGACUUCAACUUUCAUUAUCAUUUGCUUAUGCAUCUUUGAAAAUUCCAGUUGAGGGGGGAGGGGAAAUUUGACUAGAGAAUAUCUUGUAUGUGAAUUUCUCAGAGACAAACAGAUUAAUGUUGAAAAAAAAAAAAGACAAAUAAACAAGAAUGAUUGUUGAAAGGACUUCUCUCAACAUCACAAUGAGAAAAUAUUUUGGUGAACUUACUAAUGGUUGUUGAGGUUUCAUUCCUUUGUGUUGUAACUUCUUGGAAGGUGGAUAAGGUCCAUCAUAGUGGAUCUUAGGUGCUGCUUUUCUCUUCUUCCUUAUCUGCUCUACUGUGCAUGGUUGCCAAGUUGUAGUAGGGUUCUUCUUUUUUCCAUGCCAGGAUCUGGUAUUUUGGGCUGUUGUUAUUAUUAUUAUUAUUAUUAUUUUUUAUUUGUUCAACCAUUUUGUCCAGCAAAUUUAAUUGAUUUAGGCUUGUUCUUUUGUGAAAUAUGCUUGCUGGAAUGUAAAAGGAUGCAAGCGAUUGCUGCAAAACUUUUUUAUUUGCCUGAUGCAGAAAGUUUAUGAGUUGUAUAUACAUAUAUUUUCUUUAUUGUCACUGGAUCUUGGUUUUCUUUACAUUCAUGGAAUGCUGAAAAUUCAGCAUGAUGUUUCUUAUGUGCUGCAGAUUCUGAUGCCAGUCUUUAAAUUCUUAUUUUGUUCCCUGAACUUUAGUUUAGAUCCUUGGUUACGGAGACUCUGAUGUUGCCUUGAUACUCUUGUUCAAAAUUCAAUUGAUAAAUCUGGCAUGAGUGCUGGGGCAUUGAAGCUAUUGUGUAGGUUUUAAGAUACUACAGGCUGAUUGUUACAAGAGACAUAAGCCCAAUGAAAGAUCAGAACUCUACUUUGCUUUUAUCUGGCAUUCAUAGACGAGUCUCAUUCCAAGAAGGCGCUGAGUUAGAUGGGGUCAGCAUUCCUUUACUCCAUGGAUUUGGAACAUCAGGUGUGAAAAAAAGAGGUCUUGGUAGUCGCUCGUGGGUACAAAUAGAUAAAAAUGGAAAAUCACAGACUCUAGUGCUUGAUAAGGCCACUCUCUUGAAGCGUUGUGGGCUUCCUGCCAGAGACCUGAGGCUCUUAGAUCCGCUAUUUGUGUACCCUUCCACAAUAUUAGGCCGUGAGAAAGCCAUUGUUGUCAGCCUUGAGAAGGUUCGGUGCAUAAUCAUGGCAGAUGAUGUUUUCCUCUUGAAAUCAAUUGAUAGUUGUGUGCUGCAAUAUGAAUCGGAACUUUGCCAACGGCUUCAGACAGUGAAAGAUCAAAAUGAUGACUUGCCUUUUGAAUUCAAAGCUUUGGAGCUUGCUUUGGAGUUAGCUUCUUCAUCACUUGAUUCUCAGGUCACUGGAUUGGAACUUGAAAUAUACCCCGUGCUAGAGGAAUUAGCAUCGUCCAUAAGCACUGUUAAUCUUGAACAUGUUCGUAGGCUGAAAAGUGAUCUUCUUGCACUGACUCAUAGAGUUCAAAAGGUGCGAGAUGAAAUAGAACAACUCAUGGAUGAUGAUGGAGACAUGGCUGAGAUGUACCUAACUGAAAAGAAAGCGAGGAUGGAAACAUAUUUUGCCACGGAACAGUAUGUAAACAAUCUCUCAACCGAAGAUGCUGUCUCCAGAUCUCUGCCUUGUUCACCAACUGGUUCGAGCAUCGGAGAAUCAGGAAAAGCUUGGAGCAGUGCAAUUAUGAGCUUAAGCAAGCAUGAUAGCUCCGCUUCCCGUUCUUCUUCCAACAGAAGGUGGAAUGUAGAAGAGCUGGAGAUGUUACUCGAAGCAUAUUUUGUCGUCAUGGAUUACACAUUAAGCAAAUUAUUAUCUCUAAAAGAGUACAUAGAUGACACCGAGGAUUUUAUAAACAUCAAACUGAACAAUGUUCAGAACCAGCUGAUUCAAUUUGAGUUACUCCUCACAGCUGCGACAUUUUUCGUCACAAUCUUCGCUGUUGUGACCGGUGUUUUUGGGAUGAACUUUGUGGAUUCUGUCUUCGAUAAUCCAUCCAACUUCAAUUCGGUUGUGAUAUAUUCAAGUAUCUGCUGUGCAGUUGCAUACUUGUUUUUCUUGUUGUACUUCAAGCACAAGAGAUUACUGCCCUUGUGAUUCAUUUUGUUUAUGCAUUUUGUAUAUUUACUCCAAUGUUCAUUAGUUAUUUAAUUUUUCUGAAAUUUUUGAA